AUGGCAGCCAUUAUGAAGUUGAAGACCCUGCAAGGAUAUUUACAAGAUCUGAGAGGAUUUGCUGAACCUAAAAUACAGUUAGAACAAUAUGAGACUCCAGCGCAUAUUGCUGCUGCAGCAUUGUACACAAUACAGACACAAUACAAUGGUAUUGAAAACAAGUUGAUCCUUGAUGCGGGAUGUGGUCCGGGAAUGCUGGGGCUUGGGGCGGCGCUCCUGGGCGCGGGGGCCGUCACCGCCGUAGACAUUGACGAGGAAGCCUUAGAGGCGCUUGCAGAGAAUGUACAAGACAUGGAGAUUAAUAAUGUUGAUGCCCUGCAAUGUGACUUUUUGAAUGCUCAUGUUUGUAGAUUACAAAACUACUAUGAUACGGUGCUUAUGAAUCCUCCAUUCGGUACUAAGAACAAUGCGGGAAUGGACAUGAAGUUCCUCAGAAAAGGGUUGGAUCUGUCCUGUGAUAGUGUAUACUCUUUGCACAAAUCAUCUACGAGGUCACACAUACAAAAGAAAGUGAAAGAGUGGGGAGUAAAAGGCGGCGUGAUAGCGGAGUUGCGUUACGACCUACCGGCUACCUACAAAUUCCACAAACAGCAGUCGAGAGACAUAGCUGUGGAUCUAUGGAGGAUAUACCACCCCACAUCUUGACGAUAUAGUUACCAUAAGGCGUGUCCAUACACAUGCCUCAGAAGAUACCCGGGCCACCUCCCAUACACCAAUCAGGGCGAGGUGGCACAGCUAUCUCUUGAGCCUACCGUGUCAUGUGGUUCUCUUGCAUUUUGUUUGCCAUGUCACAGAAAUACAGGCUGCAGGUUGAUCUAUGGGGAACAAAUACAUUUUCCCUGCUAAUUAAAAUUGUGCAAGUUUUGUAUAAGACUGAAUGCCUGAGUGUAAAAUUUAAUCUUUAAUGUCAAGAAGGAAACUUAUUUUAUUGAUUUACUUACCAGGAAAAAAAUUUACAGACACAUCUAUUGGACAUUUAAUUCCUAUUUUGUUUAACGAAUGCACUAUUGCUUUUUUUUGCUGAAAUAUUUUACUGUUAUAUUUUUGACAAACCAUCUAUAUUAUACUUUAUUGGUUAAUA
Molecule: messenger RNA, 1081 nt
Organism: Amyelois transitella
Lineage: Eukaryota; Metazoa; Arthropoda; Insecta; Lepidoptera; Pyralidae
Gene: Mettl5
Product: rRNA N6-adenosine-methyltransferase METTL5
Exons: 4
Coding region: 1-645 (214 amino acids)
Biological process (GO): rRNA methylation
Molecular function (GO): rRNA (adenine-N6-)-methyltransferase activity
Source: RefSeq, a predicted model, not a curated record